Procambarus clarkii (red swamp crayfish) is the source of this 3895-nucleotide messenger RNA. Lineage: Eukaryota; Metazoa; Arthropoda; Malacostraca; Decapoda; Cambaridae. The record is from RefSeq and is a predicted model, not a curated record.
UUAAAAGUUGUUAGUUUCAUCACAAUGAAUGUAAACAUGUGAUCAUUCGUUCAAAAACAAUAACACACGUGAUCCUAGAUUUUGCAGUCAUCGGGAGAACAAAUCCUUCAUGCAAACUGCACCUACUAUCAAGAAGAAGAUCCUAGAUUUGGGCAUGGUAGAUGAUACAGAAAGCAGUACAAUGUCUGUCACAAAUCCUUUUACUACGGCAGCAUUAAGACCACAAGUCAGUAGAAUAAAUAUGCCUGGAAGAUCGACCCCAGCCAGCAUACUAGCAGAUUCGUUCUUGGCUCCUGAAAACUAUCUUUACUUACCAGAUGUACCAAGAAUAACUCUGGACAAUAAUGAUGAAGGUCUCCAGACACUAGCAAUUUUAGCUAAAGAGAACCUUCAUCGUGAAUAUUUGAAAAUAAACUCAGCUCUCCAGAAAAAAUGUGAAUAUAUGAAGCGAAGUUUAAAUAUUGAGGACCUAAAUUAUCUGAAGCCUUCAAACAAGAAAGGAAAAGGAGAAAAUUACUGCAGGAUUAUUGAAAUCAAUCAAACAACGUUCAAACUUAUCAUAAGGUAAUUUUUUAUUUAGUUAUUUAUUCCAUGACCCAUGUUUGUGUGUUCCUAUAUCAUAGUUUAAUGAUAGGUUUAUUUGCUAGUGUAGAUUUCAUUUUGCCUCAGACUUAAAAUUAUUUAGGUUCUUGGUGUUUUAUUAUUCAAAAUUUGUUUAUAGAUAAUCCAAGGUUAUAGUCAACUUCUCCUUUGAAAACAGAUAUUUACCUGAAUGCCACAAACUCUAGUAGCCUAGAAGAGUACAGGAAGCCCGCGGCUUGUUGAAAUUCCCCCCAUUUGCCUUUAUGAUCUUUUUUUGGGUAUAUUUAGAAAUUCCGCACAGUUUUGGCAGUUACAGCUCUGGUGGGUAGGCAGUUCCAUGUGUUAAUAACCCUCUGGAUCAAAAAUAAUUUCCUGUUGUCAGCCCUACAUUUUGCUUUGUUGAACUUGAAACUGUUGCUCUUUGUUUGUAUUACAUCUGAACCAAACUAGCCAAACUUUUUUUUAUAAUGUCAUUGACUGCUUCAUAUCUGGCAAUUUUUCCCUGUGUCUUAUGACAGAUUAGGCCAUGGCUGCCAUAUUGGUCUGCCCUUGCAUAGCAGCAAAUACACUGGUGUUCGGUGGAGAUAGGGGCAGCGAUGGUCAUAGACAGCAAAAAAAUGUAGAUAGUUUACAAAUUAAAAAUAGAUAAAGUGUUGUGGAAUUACCAUACUUAAAGGUUGAUUUUCUGCCAAACAGCCCUUCUGCCUGCUUCUCUUUCACCUCCACACAUUCAAAGUUCUCACUUCUCAACUAGUGUACCAACAUAUACUCAAACAUAUUUACCAGCUGCAGAACAAACACCAAAAUCAUUGAAUUCUGUACUUGCUGCAGAACUGGAGGAAAUUUAUGAUUCUCAAGCAAGCAUUUCUGAUUGGCAAAAAAAGAAGAAAAAAUAGUGAGAUUAAAUGGGGAGAACAUAGGUCAAUGUUGUUUAGCUGGACAUUGUCGAAGUUGAGUGUUCCAGAUAAAGGUAAAUAACAUCUUUAGUGUGUAAUUAUGGAUAAAUUUCAGUGUAUUUAUGAAAUGCAUGAUUAAUGUCAAUCUUUGAAUACACUUAGAUGUUUGUCAUUUUUAAACUUGGUAUACAAUAUUUCUAAAUCCAGUAUUACCAUUCAAAGUACAUAAUUACAUUAUUUAUUGGAAAACCAGGCAAAUGUUUUGUACAAUGUAGAAGUUGUGAGGCAAGCAUAAAAUGUGAAGACUGCUUUCAAUUUUGUGUGUCAUAAAUGUGAUCAGCAGCAGCAUUUUGUAAUGCCUUUCCACCAGCGAUUCUGCUGGAAAAAUGGGUUCUUCGAGCCUUUAGACCCAACACAAACUGUGUGUUCAGAUGGGAAUGUCAUUCACUGGAAGCCUGUUGUACCAGCACAUCCACCUAAUUCCUGCCCGAACUGCAGUGAGAGCAAGUUCACAACUUUAAGCUUCAAUAAUUUGUGCAUCUUUGUAACUUUAAGUGGAAGGCAUGAUCUGUAUACCCCAAUAUUUAGGUGCAAGUGCGGAUAUGUAGAUGAAGAACUUGGGAAAGCCAUGCACCAGUCUGGUUUUUAUUCAACUGGAAGAAAUAGUAGCACUUUCUACAGCAUAAAUCUAUUGGAUUCCUGGCAUUUUCUCAAGAGAAGCAGCCCUGGAACUUCUCUGCAGGCAUUAGUUAGUGCACUGGAAUUAUUUGGUGCUUCUCGAGGGCGUCAUGGUCCCAUCAAUUUUGAGACAACAAAAAGAGUCUUCUUUGAAUGGCGUUUCCAUCAGUAUGAACUUGGGAGAAUAAAAGGAGAAUUUGACAAGGGGUGCCCUGCAUGUGAUACAACACCUGUGGCUGUACAUAUUGAUGGCAACAAGAAACUGUAUCGUUACAACAAAGUUGGGAGAGGGAUCAGAAACUCAUAUUAUUUUGGUGGUAUCUUCGCUUGUGACAAAGAAGUUCAAGAUCACGUUUCCACUAUUCAGAACCUUAAAACUCAAGUUUUGUAUGGAGGGCGGUGGCAAGAAGGAAGUGGCCUGACAUCUGGGGAGGAGGCAGAGCAAGUAUUUUCCUACCUUUCAAGAUAUAACAACAACACUAAGAACAUGCUUAAAGCUGGCCACAGAGACAGCUGCAGCAGUUUCAAAUGAGAUUCACAGGCUUAAUGUCCCAGAAUCUGUUAUUGAGAAAUGGAGAUGAAAAUUACUGAUCAUUGCAAGAUCCUUAAAUAACAGAUCCUCUGCCAAUAACAUUGAGCAUACUAUCGAGGCAUAUGGAGAGAAUAUAAGGCAUCGCAAAAAUCAGAUUACAGUACCACUUAUGCAGUUUCAUCUAAAAUGAGAGCUGUAUUGAGAAACAAAAAUGAAGUUGAGAAAAAAAACUACGAGAUCUCAUAAAAAUCUACAAUCAGAACCAUCCGGAUUUGUCUGAAGCAGAUGUUUUAACUGGCAUCCUUCCAUGGCACAAUUUAUUGCUUCAUCAAAACACAAGUGUGUCCCUGACUAAAAAAAGAAGUGCAGUGGAAAAGUUUGAGCUCCAGAAGCGAUGUAGAGAGGAGGAAUCACUAACCAUUCAAGAAAUGAUAACAUGGUUACAGUACUACAAAAAGAAAAGGGACAAACUAUCCGAGUAUAUUCAAGAAUUACAAUGUGAUUCUUUCCCUUCAUGUCUCUGCAAGGAUUCUAACACGUACACCAUUGAAAACCCAAUUCUGUCAGAAGAAGAGAAACGUGGAUUAUUGGCUCUUCUCAAUCAGGGUCAAAAGCAAUGUGCUGACAAACUUACUGAAGCCAAACAUUUAUUUAGUUCCUACCAGCCAAAUGAGGUCUAUGAGCCUUUCUUGGAGCUCUUAGAAAGUGAUGAAGAUGAAGACAUGUAUUUGCAAAAUGAAUAGAUACAAAUGAACAAAUUCACAAGGGCCAUGAUGAGGGUUCGAACCUAUGUCCGAGAGGAUCCCACACGAGCCUUAAUGGACUGUGUUACGACAUGGCAAAAGAAUUCCAACCGGGAGUUCAACUGACCACAAUCAUAGAUUUAAGGCAUCACGCUAUUGUGAUUUCUGUGUUUAACAAAUAGAUACAAGAUAGGCUUUUAAAUUUUUAAAUUUUUACUUACUUUUGUCCUGUUGCUUGGUUACAUGAAUUGACCACACAAAUUAUGUUGCUUAGUUACAGAGAUUCUUAUAACUACAUGAAUUUUGUUGUUCAUUUAUAAGCCCAUUAUGUGCCUUUAAAAAUUUCCACUGCCACUCACAGGAUGGGUAUGUUGUGCAUAAUAAAUAAACUAAACUAAUAUUUUAUAUGCAUAUACUUUUGUCUUUUAAUACAAUAAAACUGGAUUAUAUUAAAAUAUUUUCCU